CAUUGGAACUCCGACACGGGGUGAAGCUUCCUUUGUUUAGCUUCUUCUAUAACCAACCUCUCAAGUACCCAGAAGAACUUUUCUGGGAUUCUUUCCAAGGUUCAGCAGUUUCUCAAUUCUUCUUCGUUGGAUGCUGUGUUUGCUGUACAUAAGAGUUCAGAUUGGUCUGUGCAGUGUGGAUUCUUUGCUCUCAGUUUUGAUCACAUCUCAGCCGAAAGAGAAGCUUUCUGCAACUUUGUAGUAUAAUAGUUUGGAGGCGCGAAAGUUGGGUUGAACUUUUGGCCACCAACUGGUCCAUGUUUUGACCGGUGGCUGCUGCUCUUUUGGGUCAAAGUAGAGAGUAGAGCUGGCAAUGAUCUGCCUAAGCGACAGCUCAGUUUCGGUGAUUUCCAUUCUUUCUAUUAUUUGUGUGGUUUGUAGCUCUUGAAUCUUGAGGGUUCUGGAUAUUUGGGAUUGCUUUUGAAGGGUUUGAGAGUUGUGGUUUUGGUGGGUACUUUCUGCUGUUUGUGUUUGUGUUUCUUCACGUUAUGAGAUUCAAAUUUUAGUAGAUUCAGGGAACUGGUUAUUAGAAGUCGGCUCAUGUUUCUUGUGCAUUCAAGAAUUUGGAAAUUGGGAAUUGAUACUGAGGUUUUCGGAGUUUUGGUUUUGGUGGGCUUCUGUUGUUGAGGCCUGUGCAUAAGCUGAAAUGGGAAGUAAUAGGGGAAGUAAUGGUUUAGACCAUCCUUUGAAACAUUCCGAAGAUGAAGGUGUUAGCAGCCCAGGACAGAGUUCUUUUCGGAAGGCAGAGACUCAGAAGACAAAUUCGGUGAGGCGUUCUUCGGUUUUGGAGAUUUUUCAGUCAAAAGAGUUCAAUGUUGAUUCUUCACCUCAGAGAGCAUAUCUUAAUGAAGGCUUGGACCAUUGGAUCACUGCACCUAUUGGAACUCCCAAGAAUUUGUUAAUUGAUGAUCACAACAUUAAAUUCUCUAGGUCGAUGACGGAGAGGAGGGAGAGUCGCAGGCAUGACCUAAAGCUGGAUAGACUAUCUGAACGUGAAAAGAAAAAACUGAUUGUUGAGAUGGUCAAGAUACAAAAUGAUGGAACAGUAGAAGUUGAUUUAGAGAGAAGUGCACCUGUUGCAUCUGAAUUGUUAGAGCUUCAUUCUGUUGAAGAUGUGCCAAUCUAUUUAGAAGAUACAACUUCCAGUACAACAAAAUCAAUUCCAAGAUUGAAAAUUGCCAUGCUUGUGGUUGGAACAAGAGGAGAUGUACAGCCUUUUCUGGCUAUGGCGAAGAGAUUUCAGGAAUUUGGUCACCGUGUUAGGUUGGCAACUCAUGCUAACUUCAGCACUUUUGUAAAAUCAGCUGGUGUAGAAUUUUAUCCUUUGGGCGGUGAUCCUCGUGUUUUGGCAGGAUAUAUGGCCAGAAAUAAAGGUCUCAUUCCAUCUGGACCCGGAGAAAUAUCUAUACAAAGAAAGCAACUAAAGGCAAUUAUUGAGUCUCUUCUUCCGGCAUGCACUGAGCCAGAUAUCGAAACUGGAGUACCUUUUAAGGCACAGGCAAUUAUUGCAAAUCCUCCUGCUUAUGGACAUGCACAUGUUGCUGAAGCUCUUGGAGUACCCCUUCACAUUUUCUUCACAAUGCCAUGGACGCCUACUUAUGAAUUCCCUCACCCACUUGCACGUGUACCUCAAAGUGCUGGUUAUUGGCUUUCAUAUAUUGUUGUGGAUUUACUGAUAUGGUGGGGCAUUAGGAGUUAUAUAAAUGACUUCAGGAAAAAAAAGUUAAAGCUUGCUCCUAUUGCAUACUUCAGCACAUACCAUGGAUCAAUAUCUCAUUUGCCAACAGGGUAUAUGUGGAGUCCUCAUGUUGUACCAAAACCAAGUGAUUGGGGAUCUUUAGUGGAUGUUGUUGGUUAUUGUUUCUUAAACCUUGGAUCGAAGUAUCAACCUCAAGACGAGUUUGUUCAGUGGAUUCAGAAAGGGCCGAAACCUAUCUAUAUUGGCUUUGGAAGCAUGCCCCUUGAUGAUCCCAAGCAAACUACUGAUAUUAUAUUGGAGGCGUUGAAAGACACUGGACAGAGAGGAAUAAUUGAUAAAGGUUGGGGAGACCUAGGGAAUUUAACAGAAGCAUCCGACAGUGUUUUCCUUUUGGAGGACUGCCCUCAUGAUUGGCUGUUUCCUCAAUGUUCAGCAGUGGUUCAUCAUGGUGGUGCUGGAACCACAGCUACAGGAUUAAGAGCUGGGUGUCCAACAACCGUAGUGCCAUUCUUUGGAGAUCAGUUCUUCUGGGGUGAUAGGAUACAUGAGAAAGGAUUGGGACCUUCACCAAUACCUAUAUCCCAGCUCAACGUUGAGAGCCUUUCAAAUGCUAUUAAAUUUAUGCUGGAGCCAGAGGUUAAAUCUCGAGCACUAGAAAUAGCAAAGUUGAUAGAGAAUGAAGACGGUGUUGCAGCUGCAGUUGAUGCAUUUCACCGGCAAUUACCUCAUGAGCUACCAUUACCAACUGCAUCUUCAGAAGAAGAUGAACCUGCAAACCCUUUGCAGUGGCUCUUUCUUCAAAUUGAGAAAUGGUGCUGCCCUUCAAAUUGAGAAAUGGUGCUGCCUGCCAUGUGGUUCGUAGGAUUCUUGCUGUAUUGUACUAGUGUAUAGCUUAUUCUUUUUCUCCUUUUCUUUUUUUCAAAAUUAUUUUUUUUAUAGUCAUAUGUUAUUUAUCUGACAUUUCAUUCAUUUCAUUCAUGGCUUCCCAGUGUGGGUUUGAUCAAUAAUACAGCUACUAUAGGUUUCUGACAGCUUGUGUAAGAGAAUUAGGUUUCGUCUACUUCAUUUUCAGUUAGAAAAACUGAUUUGUAGUGAGAAUAUAUGCUGAACUUAGCCUAAUUAUAUUAAAUUAAUUUUUCAUUCCCUUUCA
This is a messenger RNA of Rosa rugosa (rugosa rose), 2888 nucleotides long. RefSeq names its product sterol 3-beta-glucosyltransferase UGT80B1. The transcript is spliced from 15 exons. Lineage: Eukaryota; Viridiplantae; Streptophyta; Magnoliopsida; Rosales; Rosaceae. The record is from RefSeq and is a predicted model, not a curated record. Gene Ontology annotation, molecular function: hexosyltransferase activity; UDP-glycosyltransferase activity. The coding region runs from base 686 to 2569 and encodes 627 amino acids. Gene Ontology annotation, biological process: carbohydrate metabolic process.